AUGUCUGACUGGUUGUCCACUAUUACUUCACAUCUAGCUAGCAUCGACCUGGACGAAUGCAUAGAGCGAAUCUACAAACGGGAAUUAUUGGCCGAUUCGGUUAUCGAAGCGAUAUGUUCCAAGGCAAAGGAAUUGUUAAUGAAGGAGAGUAAUGUUGUACACAUUGCUGCUCCGGUCACCGUUGUCGGCGACAUACACGGCCAGUUUUACGACCUGAUUGAGAUUUUCAAGAUUGGAGGAUUCUGCCCAAAUACGAAUUACUUAUUUCUUGGCGACUAUGUUGAUCGAGGGCUCUUCAGCGUAGAGACAAUCUCCUUGCUCAUCUGCUUAAAACUCCGAUACCCCGAAAGAGUCCAUCUUAUUCGUGGAAACCAUGAAUCGCGAGGCGUCACGCAGUCGUACGGUUUCUACACCGAAUGUGCUCGCAAAUACGGAAACGCCAACGUCUGGCACUACUUUACCGACAUGUUCGACUUCCUCACUCUCAGCGUGGUUAUAAACAAUCAAAUUUUUUGCGUUCACGGCGGCCUUUCUCCUUCCAUCCAUUCAAUAGAUCAAAUUAAAAUCAUCGACCGGUUCCGUGAGAUACCCCACGAAGGCCCCAUGGCAGACCUGGUCUGGUCAGACCCGGAUACGGAGCGAGACGAGUUUUCUUUAUCUCCUAGAGGUGCAGGUUACACUUUUGGAGCGCAGGUGGUUAGGAAGUUUUUGGAAGUGAAUAGCAUGUCUCAUAUACUGCGUGCGCAUCAGCUGUGUCAAGAGGGCUAUCAGGUCCUCUACGACGACCGGCUAAGUACCGUGUGGAGCGCCCCAAAUUAUUGUUACCGAUGUGGGAACUUGGCGAGCGUGCUAGAGGUCAGCGACACUGGCGAGCGAUUCUUCAACAUCUUCGAUGCAGCGCCGGAAAACAACGACGUUCACCGUGGAGAACAGCCGAAUCAGCAAGGAAAGGAAGGCCAGAAUCCUGUUAUUGAGUAUUUCCUAUGA
This is a messenger RNA of Arthroderma uncinatum, 987 nucleotides long. RefSeq lists its product as uncharacterized. Gene Ontology annotation, molecular function: protein serine/threonine phosphatase activity. The transcript is spliced from 2 exons. Gene Ontology annotation, biological process: peptidyl-serine dephosphorylation. Gene Ontology annotation, cellular component: FAR/SIP/STRIPAK complex. Bases 1 to 987 code for a protein of 328 amino acids. NCBI's taxonomy places the organism in Eukaryota, Fungi, Ascomycota, Eurotiomycetes, Onygenales, Arthrodermataceae. The record is from RefSeq and is a predicted model, not a curated record.